This is a messenger RNA of Falco peregrinus (peregrine falcon), 1117 nucleotides long. It is a transcript of the gene ECHS1, whose product is annotated as enoyl-CoA hydratase, short chain 1. Gene Ontology annotation, biological process: fatty acid beta-oxidation. Bases 43 to 951 code for a protein of 302 amino acids. The transcript has 8 exons. Gene Ontology annotation, molecular function: enoyl-CoA hydratase activity. NCBI's taxonomy places the organism in Eukaryota, Metazoa, Chordata, Aves, Falconiformes, Falconidae. Gene Ontology annotation, cellular component: mitochondrion. The record is from RefSeq and is a predicted model, not a curated record.
CGGGCGGAGGGGCGGGGCGGGGCCGCUGCUCCGCGCUCCGCCAUGGCCGGCUCGCUGCGCGCGCUCCUCGGCCCCGCCGCCACCGCCGCCGCCGCUGCCGCGCGCCGCCGCGCGCUGGUCCCGUCGCCGCCCCGCCCCUUCCUCGGGGCGCGGGCCUGCAGCGCCGGGGCCCUGUUCCAGUACCUGGCGGUGCAGAAGACGGGAGCACGGCAGAGCGUGGGCCUGAUCCGGCUGAACCGGCCGCAGGCGCUGAAUGCCCUCUGCGAGGGGCUGAUGGAGGAGCUGCGGCGGGCGCUGGACACGCUGGAGAGCGACCCACAGGUGGGGGCCAUUGUCAUCACCGGCAGCGAGAAAGCCUUCGCAGCUGGCGCAGACAUCAAGGAGAUGCAGAAUAAAACCUUCCAGCAGUGCUACAGCGGUGGCUUCCUCGCUGGCUGGGACAAGGUCUCCACUGUCCGCAAGCCCAUCAUCGCCGCCGUCAAUGGCUAUGCCCUGGGUGGCGGGUGCGAGCUGGCCAUGAUGUGCGACAUCAUCUAUGCUGGGGAGAAGGCGCAGUUCGGGCAACCCGAAAUCCUUCUGGGCACCAUCCCAGGUGCUGGAGGGACUCAGAGGCUGACCAGGGCAGUGGGGAAGUCGCUGGCAAUGGAGAUGGUUCUCACUGGGGACCGGAUUUCAGCAGCAGAGGCAAAAGAGGCAGGUCUGGUCAGCAAAGUCUUCCCUGUGGAUAAGCUGCUGGACGCGGCCAUCGCCUGCGCCGAGAAGAUCGCCAACAACUCCAAGCUGGUGGCUGCCAUGGCAAAAGAGUCGGUCAAUGCUGCCUUUGAGACCACGCUGGCCGAGGGGACCAGGACAGAGAAGAGGCUUUUUUACGCCACCUUUGCCACCGACGACCGCAAGGAGGGGAUGACAGCAUUUGUGGAGAAGCGCAAGGCAAACUUCACUGACAGCUGAGCCCAGGGUGGUGCAGGUUACCACGGCUGCCUGCUGCUCAUCAACCCCCUGUGUCACCCCACGGAGGGGUCUGGGACCUGGCAGCGAGCGAUACGUGUGUGGGGUGAGACAACCAGCAGCACGGACCACCUUUGCCAUCACUAUUAAAAGGUUUUCCUGGCACUGA